Molecule: messenger RNA, 942 nt
Organism: Melospiza melodia melodia
Lineage: Eukaryota; Metazoa; Chordata; Aves; Passeriformes; Passerellidae
Gene: TMEM276
Product: transmembrane protein 276
Exons: 3
Coding region: 70-729 (219 amino acids)
Source: RefSeq, a predicted model, not a curated record
CACGCCCCCGGCCCCGCGCGCGCUCCGGGCUCGCGGCUGCUGCCGGAAGUGGCGGUCCCCGAGGGCGCCAUGGGGGACACCGGGGUGGCCGUGGUGUCACCCGCCGGGGUGGCCGUGGUGUCACACGCCGCGCUCUGUGUCACCAGCCUGGGCUGUGCCAUCGCCACCAGACAGGUGACCCCAGGCCCGGCCGCCGGUUUCCUCCUGCAGGCCCUGGUGGCCGCCAGCACCGCCAUGUCCCCUCUGUGUCACCUCGAUGUCCCCAAGGCGCCACCACCGCCGUCCCCUCAAUGUCCCCGUGAUGUCCCCAAGGCGCCACCACCGCCGUCCCCUUCCUGUCCCCGCGAUGUCCCCAAGGCGCCCCCGGGCUCCUGGAUCUGCUCGGUGCUGUGCCAGCCCUUGGUGGCCUUCGGGUGCCACCGCCUGAGCGGUGACGGUGCCACCGCCGGGGUCCUGCUGGCCUCGGGGACGGCGGUGGCCGCGCUGGCGGCGGCGUGGCCGCGCUUCGUCGCCGAGGGCCGCUUUGUCCCCGCGGGCCACUUUGUCACCGCGCUGACGGCGGCGUCGCUGCUGGCGCUGGCGGCGCUCACGGGCAGCGUCCCCGGGGCGGCGGCGGCGGCGCUGGUGGCGCUCGGGGACGCGGUGGCACCGGGCGCCGUCCCCUGGGUCAGGGUGGCGGCCAGCGUGGCGCUGCUGGGGACACUGCGGGAGCAGCGCAGGGGACACUAGGGACACCGGUGAAGGACAGCAGGGUGGCACUGAGGUGGCACUGGGGUGGUGGCACUGCGAGGACGCCAAUAAAGGACAGCAGGGUGGCACUGGGGUGGCACUGGGGUGGCACUGGGGUGGUGGCGCUGCAGGGACACCAAUAAAGGACAGCAGGGUGGCACUGGGGUGGUGGCACUGCGAGGACACCAAUAAAGGACAGCAGGGUGGCACCCA